AGCAAAAUGACGGACGUGGAGGAAAACGUGCCCCUGAAGGACCCUGGCGAUGCAGAGAGCGGGCCCUGUAAGCCGGAAACCUCAGGACCGACCCGGGAAGACAAGAGCAGCUCCAAGGACCCAUCAUAUGUUCUUUCUGUCACAGGUCUGAUAGAUACAGUUAAUGAUGUUUCCAAGCUGAGCAGCAAGAUUGGGAUGAAUCAUGAUUUCCACAUGGAGGAGAAGGUUUUGCCUCCCAGCAGUCUGGAAGGCAGGGUCAAGGAGACAAUGCACAAUGCCUUUUGGGAUCAUCUGAAAGAGCAACUAUUAGCUACUCCCCCAGAUUUCAGCUGUGCUCUUGAACUUCUAAAAGAAAUUAAAGAGAUCUUGCUGUCACUGCUAUUACCACGCCAGAACCGCCUAAGAAGUGAGAUUGAAGAAGCCCUGGACAUGGACCUUCUUAAGCAGGAAGCAGAAAACGGGGCCCUGAAUGUCCCUCAUCUCUCCAAGUACAUUCUCAACAUGAUGACUCUGCUGUGUGCACCAGUUCGAGAUGAAGCAGUGCAGAAACUAGAGAACAUCACAGAUCCUGUUCGGUUACUGAGAGGGAUCUUCCAGGUUCUAGGCCUGAUGAAAAUGGACAUGGUGAACUACACUAUCCAGAGCCUUCAGCCCCAACUGCAGGAACAUUCCAUCCAGUAUGAACGAGCUAAAUUUCAGGAACUCCUCAACAAGCAGCCUAGCCUCCUCGCUCACACCACCAGGUGGCUGACCCGGGCGGCGGCAGACCUUUCCACACCGCUGCCCAGCUGCCCUGACGCUCCCGACGCCCCCAGCACCACCUGCCCCUCUCCAAGUGAGGCAGCCAGCGGCCCAGAGCCCCCCAGCCCCACGAUGGUGCUGUCCCAGGGCUUCCUGAACCUCCUCCUCUGGGACCCUGAAGAUGAAGCGUUCCCUGAGACCCUGCUGAUGGACAGAGCCUGGCUGCAGGAGUUGGAGGCCCAGCUGUGCCAGUUAACUGUCCUGGCCUCGGUCUUGGUAGUGGCCAGCAGCUUCUCUGGCAGCAUUCUGUUUGGCUCGCCUCCGUUUGUGGAUAAGCUGAAACGCAUAACCAAAGCCCUGAUGGAGGAGUUUAAGUCCAGGCCUGAGGAGGAGGCUAUGCUGACUGUGAGUGAGCAGGUGUCUCAGGAGAUCCACCAGAGCCUCAAGAACAUGGGCCUUGCUGCCCUGAGCAGCGACAACACAGCGUCUCUGAUAGGACAGCUCCAGAACAUCGCCAAGAAGGAGAACUGUGUCCGCAGCGUCAUUGAUCAGCGGAUCCACUUGUUCCUCAAAUGCUGUUUGGUUCUUGGUGUGCAGCGGUCUCUACUAGACCUACCUGGAGGCCUUACCCUCAUUGAGGCAGAGCUGGCAGAACUGGGCCAAAAGUUCAUCAACCUAACACAUCACAAUCAGCAGGUGUUUGGCCCCUACUACACGGAGAUCUUAAAAACCCUCAUCCCCCCGGCCCAGGCACUGGAGACAGAAGUGGGGUCCCUCUGAUGGCACUGGCUCCAAGUGCUGGUAUCUUGGACCCAGGAGAGAAGCCCUUCAUUCUCUUGGGGCGGCAUCACCAGUGACCAGCAGAGCAGCACGCCGUCUCUCCUUCUGCAGCCAGCACACCAUGUUGCAGUGAGCAAGCGUGUAGACACCAGCUGGCCCAAACUCGUUCACUAAUAAACUUCUGAGCUGCAA
This is a messenger RNA of Hippopotamus amphibius kiboko, 1713 nucleotides long. It is a transcript of the gene TCP11, whose product is annotated as t-complex 11. Gene Ontology annotation, biological process: regulation of sperm capacitation. Lineage: Eukaryota; Metazoa; Chordata; Mammalia; Artiodactyla; Hippopotamidae. The record is from RefSeq and is a predicted model, not a curated record. The coding region runs from base 7 to 1521 and encodes 504 amino acids. The transcript has 9 exons. Gene Ontology annotation, cellular component: sperm flagellum; acrosomal vesicle.